Messenger RNA from Cuscuta campestris, 1540 nucleotides. The record is from the annotation of a GenBank genome assembly. NCBI's taxonomy places the organism in Eukaryota, Viridiplantae, Streptophyta, Magnoliopsida, Solanales, Convolvulaceae.
AAAUUCACAUUGAAUACACUCCGAUUUCCGACCCGCUGCCCCCAAAUCAAGCAAUAUCAAUGGCGUAGAUUCCGGAGGAUCCAGAUUCGUCUCCGACAAUCCGAACCCUAAACCAGACUCUCUGAAAAUGAAGCGGAAGAAGUGGUCGGAGGCGGAGGAGAAAACCCUUCUGAACAAAUACUCCGAGCUUCUGAACUCCGGAGCUCUCUUCAAGCUGAAGACGAGGGAGAAGAAAUUCAAGCCCAUCGCCGACCACGUGAACUCGGCGCACCAUCUCCGCGACCCGCUUCUCUUCCCCUUCAAGUGGUCCUGGCGCGACGUCUCGAUCAAGGUCCAGAACAUGCGGCACCAGUACCUGGGCGUGAAGCAGAAGAUCCGGAACCCGGACAACAGCUUCAAUUGGGAGGACGGUGCGAACCACUGGGAGAAUUUCUUCAAGUACAAGGAAGUUUUUGGGGAUGUAGAUCUGGAGAUCAAGGGUUGCGGCUUCGAGGGCAGUGUGAAAUUCGGGGACGAAGGAGGGGGAAGGGUUGGGUUCGGGACUGAUAGCGAAGAAUCCGAAGAUGGAGACGAAGAAGAAGAAGACCAGGCAGAUAUGGGUGAUGGUGAUGGGAGGGGGAGAGAGAUGGUUGGCGAUUCUGGUUUUGGCCGGGAGAAGAAACAUAGGACCGGGAGAUCACAAAAGAGGUUAAGAAUUGUGGGCACUCAGGUAUUGGGUUUGAGGGAUGCGUUGUUGCAGAGGGAGGUGAAGAGGAGAGAAAGAGAUUGGAGCAAGGAGGAAGAGAUGAUGGAGAGGGAGGAUAAAAGGAGGGAGAAAGAGUUCCAAAUGGAAGCGCUUGUCGAGGAGAAGACGACCGAUGUCGAGAUGAAAGAACUGAGAUUGUUGGAGGACCAGAUGGUGUGGGCAAGGAAGGAAAUGGAGAAAAGAUUGAGACUCGAGAGGGAACUUGAAGAGGAGAGGGAGAGGAGGACGAAGGCAGAAGAGAAGCGCGAGGAGGAAGAAAUGGAGUGGAGGGAGCGUUUGAUUCGGAUGCAGAUGGAGCACGAGAAGCAGAUGGUGCAGAUGCACGCCGAUGCUCUCCAGAAUCAAAUGCAGAUUCUCGGGGCCAUGACUCGGCUCGUAUGUCAGUUCUUCGGAGUUGCAAAUGAUGGGUUGGGAGCGUUUCCCCAUCACGUCUUGCAGAAUUUGCAGCACUCGGGAGGAGGAGGCGAGGGAGGCGGCUUGGAGGACAAGGGGAAGGCCGGUUCUGCAGCUUCGCCUUCUGAGUUUUGUACACUGUGAUUAGAGCAAUACCCAAUUGUGAUUUACAACUAUAAUGUUCAUAGAGUUGAUAAUGAAUAAUUGGAUGUUAUUGAUCACAUCUUGAGAAAGGACAUUUUGAUUUUCCAGCUAUGGUGUGAAAAUGUUGGUUUUAUUCCAUGUACAUGUAUUUCCAUGGAUCCCCAACUUGUUCGUCUCAAAUGUUCUUAAUUUAGCACAUUCCCAGAUGAAAUGUUUUUAUUGUCUGAUUUGUCUCCUAAACAAAGGUCAGGUAAUCUU